Molecule: messenger RNA, 2837 nt
Organism: Dromaius novaehollandiae (emu)
Lineage: Eukaryota; Metazoa; Chordata; Aves; Casuariiformes; Dromaiidae
Gene: SCLY
Product: selenocysteine lyase
Exons: 12
Coding region: 232-1575 (447 amino acids)
Source: RefSeq, a predicted model, not a curated record
UGCCCGGGUGCUGCGGCUAAGGCGGCUGAUUGGGCAGCGCCCGGCGCUCUGCGCCGCGGGGCCGGGCUUGGCCGGCGGGGCCAGGCCGAGGGUGGCGGCGGGGUCGCCCGGGAGCCCUCCGUCAAUACCCGCCCCGGGGGGAGGCCGCCCCCCCGCUGGGCCCUGCCCCCUCGUCCCCCCACGGCCGCGGAGGGGCGGCCGCAGGCUCAGCCUGCCCCCGGCUGGCGCAGGAUGCAGAGGCCGGCGGCCAGGAGGGCGGCGCAGCAGCCCGGCGCGGGGAAGGAGGGCGCCGAGGUGGCGAACGGCGCGGCGGAGAGGAAGGUGUACAUGGACCACAACGCCACCACGCCCGUGGCCCCGGAGGUGAUGGAGGCUGUGUCGGAGGCCAUGCGCGAGGCCUGGGGCAAUCCCAGCAGCUCCUAUGUAGCAGGUAGGAAGGCCAAGGAGAUCAUCAGCAGUGCCCGAGAGAGCUUGGCGAGGAUGGUGGGAGGAAGGCCAGAGGAUAUCAUCUUUACUUCGGGGGGCACAGAGGCCAACAACCUCGUGAUCCACACCGCCCUGAGGCACUUCCGAGAGAGCCGGGAGCAGGGCCAGGACGGGCCUGGGGAUGGUGGCCCAUGGGCAGCAGGGACCACUCCGCACAUCGUGACGUCAAGCGUGGAGCACGACUCCGUGCGCCUGCCGCUGGAGCACCUGGUGAAGGAGGGCCUGGCGGAAGCCACCUUCGUGCCUGUGUCCACACGGAGCGGGCAGGCUGAAGUGGACGACGUCCUUGCUGCGGUCCGGCCAACCACCUGCCUGGUUUCCGUCAUGUUGGCCAAUAACGAGACUGGCGUCAUCAUGCCCAUCUCCGAGCUUAGCCAGCGCAUCCAUGCCCUGAAUCAGAAGAGAGUGGCAGCAGGGCUGCCCAGGAUCCUGGUGCACACGGAUGCGGCACAGAUGAUCGGCAAGGGGCGUGUGGAUGUGCAGGAGCUGGGCGUGGAUUACCUCACCAUCGUGGGACACAAGUUCUACGCCCCACGGAUCGGCGCGCUGUACGUGCGUGGCCCCGGCACCACCACCCCGCUGCACCCCAUGCUCUUUGGAGGGGGGCAGGAGAGGAAUUUCCGUCCAGGCACCGAGAACACCCCGAUGAUCGCCGGCCUUGGCAAAGCUGCAGAGCUAGUGAGUAGGAACUGGGAGGCCUAUGAGGCUCACAUGCGGGAUGUUCGGGACUACCUGGAGGCCAGGCUGGAGGCCUCCUUCAGGAAGCAGAGGAUCCACCUCAACAGCCAGUUUACAGGCUCCAAGCGACUCUGCAACACUUGUAACUUCUCCAUCCUGGGCCCAGGCCUUCAAGGGCGAAGGGUGCUGUCACACUGUAAGACGCUUCUCGCCAGCGUCGGGGCCGCCUGCCACUCUGAGAAGGGGGAUCGGCCCUCCUCGAUUCUGCUCGGCUGUGGGAUCCCCUAUGACGUGGCGCAGAACGCCCUGCGGCUGAGCGUGGGGCGAGACACGACCCGGGCGGAUGUGGAUCUGGUUGUGCAGGACCUCGUGCAGGCUGUGGCGCAGCUGGACCAGGACAGAGCCCCUUAGGCCCAGGGAAUCGUUCCCGGCCAUCACCCAGGUUCUUGGGAUGGGAUCAUGCCCCUGGGUGCUGGCUGCCUCUGUGCAAAACAGAGACCAAAACAACCUGGUUAGAGCAGCUGCCCUCUUUGUGCCAGCUGCAGGGGGGCAAGACAGUAGCCAAGCUAACAGCAAGCCACUGCUGACAGGACAGGCCCCUCCAGCCCUGCAUCCGAUCUAGCAACCAUAUGGCAGCAGACUGAGUCGAUUCCGGCUGAAUAUUUUUGGCAGGUUUAAUUUUCUACCUGGUCACCCAGCUGAACUGACCCAGCCUGCAGUUUGCGAUUGUGGAUCGGACGUCAGGGAAAUGAUGGCUGGUGGCGGCAGGAGGAGGAAGCAGCAUCACCCGUUUCAGCCGCAGCGUGCUGUUAGGCCAGCCUAGCUAUAUUUCAGCUUGCGCUCGCCGGGAUCGUGGAGGGGGCUGGCAUGUCUCCACAGCCGUGCCGCUGGAGCAGAGAAGCUAGCUCAGGCGCAGGGUGGUGGGGGCUGUGCCGAGGAGGCGGCUGUACUGCUUUGGGGAUGGGGUAGUGCAUCACGGGCUUGCUCAGGACUCUGUACCACUGCACAGUGUAGGCGUUUGGGGAGCCUUGCUGCCAGGCUGCUCCCUGCUUGUCAGCACAUAUCCAGCUGCUGCACGCAGGUGUGUGUCUGCAGACACAACGGGGUCUCAAUGCUUGACUCCCUCCAGAGGAUAACGGGCCUCCCAGGCCAUGGGAGGUGGGGCUUUUUGUCCUGAUCGUUUCCACAAAGCACGUUUGCCCGCUGUCUUAUCACUCCGAGAAGGAAAGACUGUCUCUCCCAGUGGCAAAUGAGUUUACAGUAGCAAAGCAAGGUGCUGGGCUGGGAACUGCCCUUCCCCUGACAGGGCCUUAAGCUGCCAAGGAUUUGCUGGCUGGGAAGGUACUGGGCAUGGUUUUCCCAGCGCAGCGUUGCCUUACCUGCUCCCCUUCCUCCUGUCCUUCCCACAGUGAGCAGAGCUCCUGCCGCGAACUGCAGGUGCCCCUAACGGAGAGAGUUGUGGGGGCUGCCCCAAGUGUGUGCCAACAUCUGAAGAAACAUGUUGCCCCUGUGUGUCCAAGGCGGCCGCUCUGAUCACUGACAUAGGAGGGCUCGAGCAUCACGCGCAUUAGGAGCAUUGCGGCUGGGCUGACUGAUGUCGGGGGAUCUGGUCUCCCUGGGUGUUCAUAGGAAUAAAAACGAAUGCCACUGCUGUGGCUUUUUCCAAAGUAAAA